Chara braunii is the source of this 3185-nucleotide messenger RNA. The record is from the annotation of a GenBank genome assembly. NCBI's taxonomy places the organism in Eukaryota, Viridiplantae, Streptophyta, Charophyceae, Charales, Characeae.
GCUGUGCUAUGUGGGGGCCACCAUCUUCUACAGGAGCUGCACGUAUCCUCAGGCUCUUUCGGCGAUUGGGACGAAGCAUCUUGUGUGCUCAGGAUGCGCUACGUGUUCUGUUACAGCGAUGUCAAAUUGUCAUCAGAUUUAAGGAAUCAUGAGCGCAAGGAGCCAUCUUGAGGAACCAUCAGCUGCCGACUACUUAGUCAGGAGAGCUGCGAGGCUGCAAGUGGAGAAUGCAGCGCUUGCGCCGAUCCACUAAGAGACUCUCGCCCUCUCUGAAACAUCGACAAGGAAAUCUUAUGUUCCAGUGAUCUAAAAAAUGUCACCUGCUGAGUAUUUUGUCAGGAGAGCUGCAGACUGGAGUGGUGCUUGCGGCUGGUCGUCCAGGGCGAACCUUCAGGAAAGGGCAACAGUUGAGCAAUGCGGGAUAGGAUUGUAACUGGAAAGGAGUGGUGAGAUUAUGUUGACUCCAACCAGAAAUGUUCUGUGAAUGUGAACAAGAAGGGCAAUGGGAAAGGUGGAGUAGAGAGGUACUUGGCAAGGAGGAGGAGGAGGAGGACAGGAAGAGAAGAAAGGGAAAGAGAGGAGUUUGCUGUUGUUCCGAAGGUCUGCCGUCCUGCUGAUGGCACUGGUCUGCCGAUGAUAUGGACCUGUUAUGUUUCAGCCUAGGGGGAGGGGGAAGAGGAGGAGGAGGAGGGAAAGGACGGUCCAGAUUCUGCUAAGAGUAGAUUGUGAUGGACAUCAUUGGGUAGGAUCACACUCCGGCGGACUUCCUUCAAAGACAUUGGGCAAGGAAAGCCUCUCCCUGGUUGGCGCUUCUGAUGCGUGGCAGCAAAAUGUCGUUGCUGAUGUGGCACGUUCGGCAUGGCCGAUCUUUUGUUCGGACCAUAAUGCGCGUGCAAGGAGUUGCUUAUUGUCCUCCUCAUUCUACGCCUCUUGCUCUUUCAGGCGGCACCUAUCCAGGGGCUAUAGGUGGAUGCUUCAAAGGUGUGCUAGAGGCUCCAGGCAGCGUGUCGAGGGUGGAGGUUGGAGUCAGAUGGGAGGGGAAGAGGAACAGGUCAUCGGGGGAUGGUGUGUGGCAUCACGUCAAAGGAUCGCCAAGACUGGGGACAAGAGUGAGAGGUGAGAGCUCUGACGUCCGACACGAGCAUUGUCAGUGCAGUUUUCUCCGACAAAAUCUUACUCGACGGAGACAUUGUGCACCGAGCUGGACAAGAGGGAGGGAGCUGUCUGGUGAGAUGUGUUGUGGGCGAGGACUCCAUGUCACUGCACAUGAAGCCCGGUUGCAGCUGGGUAAUCCGGCAGCAGCAGCAGCAGCAAAAAAAACAGGGCUGCCACGUGGGCCACAAGCUACGAACUUACGCCUGACACGAGCGCUGUCAAAGAAGGUGACAACGAAGAAGUUGAGGAUGCAUCGAGGCAAACGGGAAGACGACGGCGAUGGUGCCGAUGACGGUGAAGAUGUUCGCGGUCUUGACGAUUUCCAGAGCCUUUCACCUCCUGGCCUGGCGAGCAAUGCCGUGGGAGGAUUGCCUCGCUUCCACGUGGAUUCCCUGCCAUCUGAAGAGGGUGCAGUUGCUCGCUUGGUGGGAGAUGAAUUAUGGCACCUCAGAAAGGUGCUAAGGAUGAAGAAGGAUGAUGAAUUAGAGCUAUUUGAUGGGAGGGGAGGCUUGACGAAGGCACGCCUUCUACAUGUAGGUCAGGAUGAGGCGAUGGUAGAAGCCAUGGAGGCGACAAACGUUGUUCCUUACCUUGGGCCCAGGUGGGACAUGGUCGUCGCCUGUGGCAGUCUGAAGGGGGGACGCGCCGACUGGCUGGUCGAGAAGUGCACGGAACUGGGAGCUCAUUCUUUAGUUCCGCUUUUGACGGUCAGAUCACCAGAGAUCAAGGGCGGGAGGAUGGAUCGUUGGUCGCGAGUGGCCAUGGCUGCCACCAAGCAAUGCCAGCGUCUGCACAGCCUUAUCAUCGAUACCCCGAUCUCCUUGUCGGCUCUUCUUCCCAGGGUUCAGGAGGCUAAGCUGUCUCUACUUGCUGUGGCCAUGAGCCCAUCUCUGGCAACUGUGUUCGCUACACAUUCCCGAAGCUUCGAGAAGGUGGAGGGCAUGGUCAUUAUCGGGCCGGAAGGGGAUUUUACCACCGUAGAAAUUGCCGAAUUAAAGGGUGCCGGUGCUAUACCUGUGGGUUUGGGACCUAGACGACUUCGGGUGGAGACGGCAGCCAUAGCCUCUCUCUCUGCUCUCAUUCUCAUGAGUGAAAGCCCCGUCAUUUCUUCACCCCCCUCGAAAAACCUUUUCUCUCUCGAAUGCCAUUAGCAUCUCCGCCAGCUUCCUUCCUACGGGAAAAGAGAUGAUGUUGCCAAACUCGUUGACAAGAGCAUCUGCCACGUCCUCAUUACUUCGGAGGGCGCUGCAAAGACCCAAUCCAUGUGCCGUCUGCCUGUAGAAGCCUCAUGUGGCCCACCUGAUGAAAGCGCAAGCAAACUUUUGCGCAGCCGGCACAGGCUGCCCCCAGUGCGUUGUCUGACGUUGGAUGUGACGGCCAGUGCGGGCGAUGAUGAAGAGGACGAUGAACAUCAAAUCGCCAUCCCAGUCCUCGACGCCGGAGGUGCCCAUGUGCAGUUCGAUGAGUCGGCUCGCAGACAAUUGGACAGAGACAGCUGUGGAUAUGGCUACUUCAAACACCCACAACGAUGUUGUAGGAGAGGUUGUUCCACAGUGUCACGGAAUGUGGCGUGGGAUUUGAAUUGCUUCCUUCCCACUGCACACCAGCUUCGUAGCGAUAGCUUCCAUGCAAUGGUCCAGACAGGACUGCGGGAGUUCACAGUGUCCGCCAGCCAUAUACUGCCCUUUGUCCCUGCCUUUCUUGCUCAAUGUCACACAGUUGCUGCUCAUUGUCACCCAGGACUGGGAGUCGGACACUUAAUAUGUCCACUGGUGCUCCACAAGUUGGACAAAAUGCUCACACUUCUCCAAUUUCAGAAAAACGGCGCCGCAUUGCUGCAUAACGGACUCGGCGGUGAGGUCCUGUCGUUUUUGGGAAAGAAUAUCGUGUAGUCCUUAUCCUUAUGCUCUUAAAUUACUCUUAAAGCGAAUCGCAGGUCUCGCGUAAUGCUCCCAUGCGAGGACCGGAGUGCCAAUGUUGAGAAAGAGGUCGGGGACCCAGGCCGGGCCCAAUGAAAGUGUGGUGCACUC